AUGGCAACCCGUAUUCCAAUUGCAUUCCGACGUGGUCCGCGUACGAAAAAGAAAGCAAUUGAUUUGAUAAAGAAGUGGCAUAUUUUUCGUGGUGAUAAGGUUGAAAUCAUUGCUGGACCGCAUAGAGGCACACAGGGUGAAGUUGUUAGCGUUGUGCGCAAUUUAAAUCGAGUUAUUGUAGAAAAUGUCAAAAUGACUCACCGCUACGUCAAGGCAACACCUGCCGCUGCUGGACGCUCGUACUUGUCUCCAUCACCUAUUCAUUACAGUAACGUAAAUCUAGUCGAUCCAUCCAUUGGCAAGCCUACGAGGGUUGCUAUCCGAUUUACAGAUGACGGUGAGAAGGUUCGUGUGUCCAAGAAGACGGGUACGAUCAUUCCGAAACCUGCCGUUCUUAAGGAACGUCACAAUCCACGACGAACAGAAACGGGCCCAUUUGACACGACGCCUGAGGACGUGCUGGAGCGUACCGUUGAGCCUUGGGAGGUUACUCGUUUGUAA
Peronospora belbahrii is the source of this 501-nucleotide messenger RNA. NCBI's taxonomy places the organism in Eukaryota, Oomycota, Peronosporomycetes, Peronosporales, Peronosporaceae. The record is from the annotation of a GenBank genome assembly.